GGCUUGCGCGUUUUUUUAAGAGCCCCGCGCUCAUUGAAUCUAGACGCGGAGAGGAACCUAGACGCGGAGACACGUCGUCGCGUCAGGGUGCAACCAUGUUCCAGCAGUACGAGGCCGAGCUGCAGGAGGUGCUGGCCGACGCCGAGGCGCGGCUCGGCGCGCUGCUCGCGGCCGCCGACACCGCCGACCGGUCCGGGGCCGUGCGGCAACUGAACGACCUCGUGCGGACCGCGCGCGACCUGGAAAAGCAGAUCGACGUCGAGGUCCGGUCGGCGGCGCCGGACGCGCGCGCCGCGCUGCGCGAGCGCGCGCGGCCGCUCGGCGACCGCCUCGCGGCGCUGCGGCGCCAGGCCGAGGCCGUGGCCGAGGAGGCGGACCGCGAGCGCGUGCUCGGCGUGCGGAACCCGCUGAACGCGUCGGCCGGCGCGCGGGGCCGCCUCGCGGCGGCGGGCGACCGCGCGCGCGGCCAGAACGACGCCAUCCGCGGCGCGCUCGAGACGGUGCGCGACACGGAGCAGACGGCCAUCGACAUCGCCGACGAGCUCGGCCGCAACCGCGAGACGAUCGGCUCGAUCCGCGGCCACGUCGCCGACGCCGGCGGCGACCUCGGCGCCGCGCGGGGGCUCAUCGGACGCAUGCAGCGGCGCGAGGUCCAGCAGAAGGCGGUCCUGACUGUCGUCGCCGCGAUCCUCAUCGCCGCCAUCGGGACCGUGUCCUACUACAGCUUCUCCUAGGCGCGUAAGGCUAGCGGCCUGUGAGACACGAGGGGUCCACUACUACCAAGGAG
This is a messenger RNA of Pelagomonas calceolata, 787 nucleotides long. Lineage: Eukaryota; Pelagophyceae; Pelagomonadales; Pelagomonadaceae. The record is from the annotation of a GenBank genome assembly.